CUUACUAAGUUCGCCUACUUUAUUUUCUAUAAAAAAUCUAAUAUUAUAAAAAACUUAUUAUAUAUAUUUAUUAAGGUUAUAUUUUUAAGUUACGGUUUAUUAAAAAAAUUAUCUUUAAUAAAAAUAAGCUAUUUAUUUUAA
Molecule: messenger RNA, 141 nt
Organism: Colletotrichum paranaense
Lineage: Eukaryota; Fungi; Ascomycota; Sordariomycetes; Glomerellales; Glomerellaceae
Exons: 1
Source: RefSeq, a predicted model, not a curated record